UUCGCCACUUGUGUUUGGACCACCCAGUCGCGUUGGCGCAUGAGACUGUCGACCGAGACGUCGAGGAUGUGGAAGUCUUCUUCGUUGCUUUUGAUUUUCGAGAUUUGCUUGUUGUUGUUGCAGCGUACAGCGAAAUGGUUUUUUCCUCCGCAUCGCCGACAGCUCCACGCCUGCCUUGUCUUGGCUCUCGCUAGCGACGUGUUCGCUGGCCUCCUCCCGAGUGAUCUCAGCCACGGACAUAUCUAUGAGGCAGCUGGCUUGGCCGGACACGGAGCUGCAUUGAUCGGCACAACCCACACGGACUAUGCUGUCAGGUCUUCAGAUUUCGAGAAUGCUGUCGCCACUCCCAUUGUUACCAAGGCUACAAGCUAUCAUGCCGUGCCAUCCAUCGCCACCGCACAAGCCGUGCCCGUAGGUACAGGAGAUUCUACGGGUCCCACAGUUGUUUCCACCACGUAUCAUACGGCUCCAGUGAUAUCCUCUGUCCACGAUUCUCCUGUAUUAGAAACACAUGCGAGUGCUUUAGGAGUUUCCAAGGUCAUUCAUUCUGCAUCAGCCGUGGAAGCUGCUCCAGAAAUACCCAGCAUGCAGGCUGCCACGACUGUCACCAAAGUUUCCACCAUCUCCGAAGAUCAUCCAGUCGCCUCAACAGUACACAGUUCUCCGGCUGUUGCAGUACUGCACACUGAUACGGCUAUCGCUGGCGUGGAUGCUUCUUCGAGUGUCAACAAAGUUUCUACUACCUUCCACGCAGCUCCAGCCGUUUCAACUGUACACUCUGUUCCUGUUGUGGUUCCCUACGCUAGUUCUUCAGACAUUGCUGGUGUGCGUGCCAUUGCAGCAGUCACCCAGGUAUCCACCACGUAUCCGUCCGCUCCGGCUGUUCCUUUUGUGCACCCAGCUCCAGCCAUAGUGACCUACGCUGCUGCCCCAGGUGUUUCCACCGUGCAUGUAGCUCCAACUGUCACCAAAGUAUCCACGUCACAGAAGGACGCUCCGGCGACCGCAUCAGCUGUCCAUUCUGGAGGAGGUACGGACACGUCUGGAGCUGCAAGAGGCGUGGUAACUCUCCACUCUGCCCCCGCGUUAAAGGAAGCAACCACCACUCAUCGCGCCGCCCCAGAUGUUCCGACUUUAGAAGCCACUCCAGAUGUGUCCACAUAUUCUGCUGCUCCAACAGUGACUAGAUUGUAUCAAACUGAUCCUCUCAACAUUGGGAUAGGCCCAUCAAUCGCAUCCUUGCAGGCUCUUCCAGGUGUGGCUACGCAUUAUACCACUCCAGCCUUUACCGCAGCGUCUCCAGCCCCAGGACUUGAUUACAAUUUUGACGUUCAAAAUCUCAACUACGGUUUUGGAAACUACGGCAAUGGAUAUGGACUUGGUAGCUACGGCUUGAACUAUGGCUAUGGCCUUGGUGACUUCAAUGACUACACAACCCUUCUGCGGAGAAAGAAAUAAUCUCUGAAUGCUGGAUACGUCAAUAUGCUGAACCUUGCACAGGCAGACAAGAGGGUGAAAUAACGCUCUAGCAGAGUAUUUUGGGGUUCCACACAUAUAUGUGAUACCGUUCAAGACUGAGAGAAAUAAAUUAUUUAAGCGCCUG
Ixodes scapularis (black-legged tick) is the source of this 1603-nucleotide messenger RNA. RefSeq names its product mucin-12-like. Bases 40 to 1458 code for a protein of 472 amino acids. The record is from RefSeq and is a predicted model, not a curated record. The transcript has 3 exons. Lineage: Eukaryota; Metazoa; Arthropoda; Arachnida; Ixodida; Ixodidae.